Terrapene triunguis (Three-toed box turtle) is the source of this 327-nucleotide messenger RNA. RefSeq names its product seizure protein 6 homolog. The record is from RefSeq and is a predicted model, not a curated record. The transcript is spliced from 2 exons. The annotation marks the transcript as partial. NCBI's taxonomy places the organism in Eukaryota, Metazoa, Chordata, Testudines, Emydidae. Gene Ontology annotation, cellular component: neuronal cell body; endoplasmic reticulum. Gene Ontology annotation, biological process: synapse maturation.
UCCUUUGCAAUAACAACAUCUCGGAGGUGGAGGGUUACGUGGAGUCCCCGGACUACAUGGGGGCCGCGUUCGACGGGGGGCUGGACUGUACCUACAGCAUCCGGGUCUACAUGGGCUACGGGGUUGAGGUGCAGGUGCAGACCCUGAACCUGUCCAAGGACGACUCCCUCACCGUGGAGGGGCUGGGCGGCGAGACGCCGGCCGUCCUGGCCAACGAGUCCCUGAUGGUGGAGGGUCAGGUGAUCCGCAGCCCGACCAAUCAGGUGCUGAUCCACUUCCAGAGCUACCACGCCACCACCCCCAGCGUCUUCAAGUUCCACUACCAGG